Messenger RNA from Penicillium macrosclerotiorum, 1746 nucleotides. RefSeq names its product MDR family MFS transporter. Gene Ontology annotation, molecular function: transmembrane transporter activity. The record is from RefSeq and is a predicted model, not a curated record. NCBI's taxonomy places the organism in Eukaryota, Fungi, Ascomycota, Eurotiomycetes, Eurotiales, Aspergillaceae. The coding region runs from base 1 to 1746 and encodes 581 amino acids. Gene Ontology annotation, biological process: transmembrane transport. The transcript is spliced from 4 exons.
AUGGCAGACUCUGAAGCAUCUCGUGCAAAUCCCGGGUUGGCGGGAAAAACAGAGCCGAAAGCCCCAAUAGCUCCACAGCUGGAUAGCACCGUUGAAGACGCAUCCCCCCAGAGCGUUCCUGAAACAUAUAGAAGAAGCAGCCUACAAAAUGUCAUUAUUAUGGGAACCUUAUGUAGCGCGGUCUUUUUAGCCGCCCUCGACAUCACCAUCGUCUCCACGGCCCUACCAACUAUCUCAGACUACUUUCAGAGCACUUCUGGCUUCACUUGGAUCGGUUCCGCAUUUUUACUUUCAGCUGCUGUUGUCGCACCAAGCUGGGGCAAAUUUAGUGAUAUCUGGGGCCGGAAGGUGAUCUUGCUCAUCGCAGUGGCUACGUUUUUCUUCGGAAGUGCGCUAUGCGGGGCUGCGGUGAGUAUCUCGAUGUUGAUUGUCGGUCGGGCUAUCCAAGGAAUAGGCGGUGGUGGACUUCUAUCGUUGGUUAGCAUCGUUGUGGGAGAUCUUUUCUCUCAAAGGGAUCGCGGAAAGUAUUAUGGCAUUGUCGGGAUGGUCUGGGCGGUCGCGUUUACAUUGGGUCCUCUUGUGGGCGGUGCAUUCACUAAACAGGUCUCCUGGAGAUGGUGUUUCUACGUAAAUUUGCCAAUUUCUGGAACGGCAUUUGCCAUCAUCCUUUUCAUGCUCAAGCUGGAAACACCGAAAACACCAUUGGUCGCGGGAAUCAAAGCCAUCGAUUGGACUGGCACCCUGGCCUUGGUGGGUGGGACUCUGAUGCUCCUCCUGGGACUUCAAUUCGGAGGCACUGUUCAUCCUUGGAACUCGGUCACCGUCAUCUGUCUCAUAGUAUUCGGAGCCAUUACAUUGGCCAUCUUUCUUGUGGUGGAGCGGUAUCUUGCGCGAAAUCCUAUCGUCCCGCUACACAUAUACUCAAGCGUAUCCAACUUCGCCGUAUUUGUGGUCAACCUGUUCCACGGCAUCAUUUUGACAUGCAAUACUUAUUUCCUACCGCUUUACUGCCAGUCCGUCCUCGGAGCAGAACCUUUACUUUCCGGUGUCUGGAUGCUCCCAUUCGCGGUGUCUAUGUCGGCUGCCACCGUGGGUGCUGGGAUGUACAUCAAGAAAACUGGCCGGUUCCUCGACUGCAUCCGAGUCGGAUUUACCAUCCUACUCUUGGGGGUUGGGCUCUUAUACGAUCUUCCACGCUCCCGAACAUGGUCGAAAAUCAUUAUUUACCAGAUCAUUUCGGGGUUUGGCGUUGGUCUGAAUUUCCAACCUCCAAUGAUUGCAUUGCAGAGUAGCGUCCCCGCGCAGGAUAAUGCAGCCGCAACAGCGUCAUUUGGUCUCGUCCGUAACGUGGCCAGCGCGAUUGGCGUGGUGCUGGGAUCGGUCGCGUUUGCGAAUAAGAUGAAUGCGCGCGAGGAUUCGCUUGUCGAUGCUCUAGGCCCUACAAAAGCAGAUUUGUUUUCGGGGAGCAAUGCGCAGGCAAAUGUGCUGCUGAUCGAUACACUUCCCAUGUCUCAACAGAAGGUGGUGCGUGACGCAUUCUGGUUAUCAGUUCGCGACAUAUGGAUUCUUGCUAUGUCUUUCGCUGCUGCUGCAUUUUUAGUGUGCUUCCUCAUCCGGCAUAAGACGCUGGAGAAGAAGCAUGUAGAAGUGAAAAUGGGAUUGGCUGGAGAGGAAGAGCGACGAAAGAUCUUGUUGGCGCAGAGAGCUGGCAAAAAACAAGGAGGUUCCGAAUCAUCCUCUGCAUAA